Messenger RNA from Coprinopsis cinerea okayama7#130, 486 nucleotides. RefSeq lists its product as hypothetical. The coding region runs from base 1 to 486 and encodes 161 amino acids. NCBI's taxonomy places the organism in Eukaryota, Fungi, Basidiomycota, Agaricomycetes, Agaricales, Psathyrellaceae. The transcript has 2 exons. The record is from RefSeq and is a predicted model, not a curated record.
AUGAAGCUCUUUCAAUGCGUUCUCUCAGCUGGGACUUUGCUGGCGAUUAUCCCCCAUGUACUUUCCUUUGAAGCAGGACACGCCGAGGAUCUCGUCGCCCGCGAUGUCGAUCUCUUCGACGAAAUCCUCGCUGCUCGGGAGAGCGACUUCUUCGACGCCCGAGACAACGAGAUCUACGAGGCCCGCACCUCACCGCUGGACGACGACCUCGAAAUCAGAGACAUCCUUGACCAGCUCGACUCGCGUGAUCUCGCUGCUCUUGAGCUUCGAGAGAUUUUGGAAGAUCUCGAAGUGCGAGAUCCAUUGAUUAUUGGGGUUUUCAAGGCGCUCGUUUCGAAGAUCAAGGAUGGUAUCGCGAAAAGGAAAGCGAAGAGGGCUGCGAAGAAGGCUGCGCAGGCCGCUGCUGCUGCCAGAGGUCAAAAGCGAAGUUUUGAGGAUGGAUGGGGUUUGGAACAGCGAGGGUAUGAAUGGGAUGAUUGGUAUUAG